GAAAUAUCAAGUUGCAGCAAUGACCGGCAGUGAUUGGUCAGAGGGAUGCUCAUUUGCAUGCUGUAUGGACACCUGUUAUGCAUGCAUCGAUGUAAACCGCCAGAGGGACCCAGGCAUGUAGAGGGCAAAAUGCGUGGUUGCUUGGACCUGUUGACACGGGUGGGGUUACCUCGGGUCAUUCACCUACGGACCAACAUGGCGGCGUGCAGGCUCCUGACACGAGAGAGGGCAACUCAGCUUCUAUCCAACAUCGACACGGUUCUCACGGACUGUGACGGUGUAUUAUGGCAGGGGACAGAAGCUCUUCCUGGUGCUGCAAAAACUAUUGCCAAACUCAGGGAAAUGCCUGAUCCAAUAGAAGGAACUGUUAGUGAUUGGAAAACUAUGCCCUUGGACCCUGAGGUGACGACUGUUCUGGUUGGUUUUGAUGAACACCUGAGUUACAAGAAGAUGAUCAAAGCUGCCAGUUACCUGAGUGAUGAGAAUGUCCAGUUUUUGGCAACCAACACUGAUGAAAGGCUACCUGUGGGAAACGGACGGGUCAUUCCUGGUACUGGAUGUAUCCUGGCUGCUGUCCAUACAGCUGCAGAUCGAGACCCAGUCAUUCUGGGAAAACCAUCCAAGUUCAUGUUCGAAGUCAUGAAAGAAAAGUUUGACCUUGACCCCAACCGUACCCUGAUGAUUGGAGACAAGUUGACUACAGACAUCAUGCUGGGUCACAACUGUGGCCUGACCACGCUGCUGGUGUUGUCUGGCAUCUCUUCACUGGACGAGGCUCGUCAGAUGCAGGCCUCCAACAGUAUAGAACAUCAGAAAUGUGUUCCACACUAUUACCUGCCUAAUAUGGGGGAACUAGGGGACCUUUUGUAGUAAAA
Messenger RNA from Branchiostoma floridae (Florida lancelet), 875 nucleotides. RefSeq names its product glycerol-3-phosphate phosphatase-like. Gene Ontology annotation, cellular component: cytoplasm. Gene Ontology annotation, molecular function: phosphatase activity. The record is from RefSeq and is a predicted model, not a curated record. NCBI's taxonomy places the organism in Eukaryota, Metazoa, Chordata, Leptocardii, Amphioxiformes, Branchiostomatidae.